This is a messenger RNA of Brassica rapa (field mustard), 5397 nucleotides long. Its product is annotated as putative F-box/LRR-repeat protein At4g15060. Gene Ontology annotation, molecular function: protein binding. Lineage: Eukaryota; Viridiplantae; Streptophyta; Magnoliopsida; Brassicales; Brassicaceae. The record is from RefSeq and is a predicted model, not a curated record.
AAAUAGAAAAAAAUAUUUUUUUGAUUUAUAAAAUUUAUUUAUAUGUUCGCACCAAUUUAAUUAUAUAAGUAGUAGAUAAUGACUUUUAAUUAUUCAAUAUAUAUUUUUAUUUCAUAAUAUGUCAUAAACAUAUAAUAUAUAAAAUAAUUUAUAUAUAUAAUGUUCAUCCCGCGCAAGGCGCGGGUCUUAACCUAGUAUACUAACUAUUUUGGAUCUAUAUUUAAAACACAAACUAAUUUACGUUGCCUAAUAAAUAUACAAACUUUUGAAAUUCAUAGAUUUUACACAUCAUUUUUUAGACGACAUCGGUUAUGUUUAACGGAUGUAACGACGGCAUUAGUGUUUGAUUAUACCUGAAUUAAUAUUCAUUUGCUAAUAAAAUACACAAACUAUUUUGGAUCCCCGUUUAAUAGACAAACUAAAAUUUGUUUUCCCAUUAAACACACAAACUUUUGAAAUUUGCAGAUUUUAGACAUUGAUUUAGACGACGUCAACUAUGUUUAACAGGAUUUACUGAUUUAGACGACAUCAACUAUGUUUAACAGAAGUGAAGAUGAUGUUAGUUUUUAAUUAAACAUGUGGUUAAACUAUGAAGAGAUAAUUUCUUAGAAACCCUCAUGAUAGAUAAUAUUGUUAGCUUUCUUUUCUAUUAACCUUCUAUGAUGUAAAUUAACCUUGAUUGACUCAUUAUCACUGCAUUCAAAACGAAAUAAGAAUCAGAAACACAUAACACUAAACUAAUUCCAAAAUCAGAAACUAGUUUAAAAUUAUUUAGUUUCUUUGUCCUUUUUCAUCACAUGGAAAUUGACUCCACUUCGAAGCGAUAUAAAGGGAAAUCAAAGCGGAAAAAAAGAAGAAAAAGAACAAAGUUUAGAGAAUAAGAGAGCUUUUGGCUGACGAUGAGUAUGUUUUUCAUAGUUUAACCACGUGUUUAAUUAAAACUAACGUCAUAUUCUGUUAAACAUAGUUGACGUCGUCUGAACAGAUGUGUAAAAUCUGCAAAUUUCAAAAAUUUGUAUAUUAAAUGGAAAACAAAACUUAGUUCGUGUAUUAAACGGAGAUCCAAAAUAGUUAGUGUAUUUUAUUAGCAAAUGAAAAUUAGUUCGCGUAUCUUUAAGGAAUUUUCAUUUCACAGUUUAACCAAGUGUGUAAUUAAACAUUAACGCCGUCACCACAUAGUUGACGCCGUCAAAACAAUGUGUAAAACCUACAAUUUUUAAAAGUUUGUGUAUUUAAUACAUAACAAAAAAUUAGUUUGUGUAUAGAUCCAAAAUAGUUUGUGUAUUUUAUUAAUAAAUAAAAAUAAGUUUGUGUACUUUUUAGGAAAUUUUCCCAAAAUAAAAUUAUUAGAGGACCAAAUCUUUUUGUUUCCCCUAGCACCAAGGCCUUAAGUAUAUAACAGCCGGCGUGAAGAUAAUUCAAUAUUUUCGCAGUCUUUUCUGAUUCGUUGCUUCUGUUCGUGCUUGGAGUUAGCCAAGAUAUGGACAAAAUCAGUCCGUUGCCUGAUGAAUUGCUUUUGAAGGUACUAUUGCUUCUUCCAACAAAAGUUGCUGCAAGCACAAGUAUUUUAUCCAAGCGAUGGGAGUUUCUCUGGAUGUGGCUGCCUAAACUUGCGUACGACGACUCAAUGGAUGAACACAAUAGUUUACUUGAUUUUAUCACUCUGAAUAUGCCACAACAUAGAGCUCCAGUCAUAGAGAGCUUGCGUCUCAGUUUUAGUUACGGAUACAAAGGAUCAGUUACACGGGAAGAUAUCAGAAUGUGGGUAGCUAUUGCAGUUACUCGCUUCCUUCGUGAGUUGAGUCUUGACCUUACUUUUGAAGUCAAUCCUACUAAACUGCCGAGUAGUUUGUAUACUUGCAAAUCGCUUGUGAUUUUGGAACUGGAAGAGGGGAUUCUCGUUGAUGUUCCUCGUACGACUUGUCUCCCUUCCCUGAAAACUUUGCUUCUUCAAGGCGUUACUUAUGCAGAUCAAAAAUCUCUUCACCGACUUCUUUCCAGUUGCCCUGUUCUUGAGGAUUUAUUUGUGAAACACAAUGGAUGUGAAAGUGAACAUUUGGAAACAUUUAGUGUAAUUGUGCCGUCCCUGCAGAGACUAACCCUAAAGAUAUGUAGAGGAUCUUUUUUCAAAGCGCUUGUGAUGAACACUCCAUCUUUAAAAUAUUUCAAGUUUACGGAUUAUACUUGUGAACAUCAUGACUUUAGUGAUACUGAUAUUGAUUUUGAUUUUGAUUAUAAUGGUUACUCCUUCUAUUCUGAUGAUAUGCCUAAGUUGGAGGAGAUGGAAGUUGAUUCGACAUACCUUGAUACAGAAAACUUUGUUAGUUUAAUCACACAUGUCAAGCGGCUUUCAUUAUGCCUACCAGACCAAGCCGAAAACGAAAAGGUAACAUGUUUCAAUCCAUCUGUCGAUCUCAGUUUAGAACAUCCUCCAUAUUCUUUUUUUUUUAUCGUGUGCAGGCUUUAUAUCGUGAGGGUAUUGUCUUCAGCCAGCUUCGUCGUCUGAAGCUAUGUUCAUGUACUAUAAAUUGGUCAAAAUUACUUGUUCGUUUACUCAAGGAUUCUCCUAAUUUACAAGAGCUUGAGAUCCAUCUAGAUGGUGCUCAUACAAAUAUUUGUGAGGAUCCACCGGUUUGCUGGGAGAAUGAACUGGCCUGUGUUCCAGAUUGUCUGUUGUCGAGUCUCCAAACUUUCAAGUGGACACGGAUAUAUGGGUCGCAAAAAGAGGUAGAUCUGGUCAAAUAUGUGUUGAGAAAUGCUCGCUGCUUAAAGACUGCGACAAUCUUGUUUCGAUCAAUAUCGUAUAGUGCACUGGAAGAGGAUGAGCUUGAAAUGGUUAUACAAGAUUUAUCACUUUCUUCUCGAGGUUCAAAAGAUGUCAAACUCGUAUUUGUUUGAGUAGCUGAAUCAUUUGAUAUGAUGCUUUAGUUUAUAUAAUAAGAUUCAGACUUGCAUUUAUAUAGUGUAUUGACGGGUUCUUUUUCCCGAAUUGGAUUUUUAUAGUGUAUAUGGUUUUAUUGGUUAUUUGGGUUGCUUGGAUAAAGACUGGAGAUCACUUUUUUAAAAGAGUAUUUUUUUUUAUCUUAUUUCAAUUCUUGGGUUACAUGAAUUUUUUUUGUACAAUAAAAUAAUCAAAGUCUCAUUUUUGUUUUAGAUUAAGAUACAUAAUUAAUAAAGCUUUAAUGUUUAUAUGUGUUUUUCGAAGAUUUUUGAUGAUAGUUGACAAUGAAUCUAUUUCUCUCUUUUACGAUUAGUUUCUGAAAUUUAACUCUUGUUCAAGUUAUAAUUUGUCAAUGCCUACAAAUCUUCAUAUAAAAUACUUAAGUUUGCAAUAGCCCCGAUACAAAGGUUCUAUACCAAAGGAUUUAAUCAUCAACAGUUUUAAUGGUUUAUCACCAAAGGCUGCAACGAUUUAUCACACAAUUGUUCAUCUAGACAAUCGUAAUGGUUCACUUAAACGGCUGUAAAGAUUCACUUAAAUUUUUAACAUGGUUAUAUGUUCAAGUACCUACCGGAUACAAGGUGUACGAGAGCAACUGCACAACGCAAAACCCACUUAAAGAAGAAGAGAUUAAAAAGCUAAGAAUCUAAAUCAAGUGGUUCCCACUGAGGAACUCUCUUGCUUAAGAACCUCCCAAUAACCUUUGGAAUCAAAAAUCUUAAGAGCUCCUCCAGAUGUAACACAUCUUGGUGUCUUUAUACUGAUUCACUGACGAUCCUUGUGAGAUACUAAAGUCCAUUAAGGCAUCAAAGGUACCCAAACUCACCAAUCUAAUCUCCAAUGGACCAAUUGAUUUAUCUUUGUUCCUUCACCUCCUGUACACGUAAUCUAGACAAACCUCCAACUCAGAGCAGCAAUCCUCCAGCAUGUUCUCGUCUAGCUUUGGUGGGGACUCGUUGUCGUGAGGGGGCUUCAGCUCCCAGAAGAGCACGUAAUGCGCUGGGACUGAUGAUGUGUCUGCAUAGCUCGUGUACUCAGUGAGCAAGAGUCCUUGGAGAUGGUUCAGUUUGGCUUGUGUCACUGCCUUCAUGAGACAUUCUUCGCUAGUUUUGUCUGUGUCGAUGCUUAAUACAACGUUUCUUCGCUCCACGAAACUGAAUUGAGAUGCCUCGGUGUGGAAACCGGUCACUUUAAGGAUAUUGCCGGCUCUGUAUCUGUAUACAUGUUACUCUAAUAACUACGUAAAAUAAGUAGGGACAUACGUAAAUAGUGAAAACUCUAAAGCUCUUGGUACUAAUGAGUUAAUGUUCACUAAUUAAUGUACGUAUAAACAUUGGAUGCAGCUCGGGGACUCGUGGUGGAAAACCGAAACUAAUGCCUUCUUCUACAGCUGAAGAAUUGAAUAGGAAGACGUUUUUGUACAACAUGCUUGUGCUCGCCAAGGACAUGUAAUAGUUAAUGUUCGUUUAUUCCUGCUUGAGAAUGAUGGACAACCAAUAAUCUUAAUCUUAGAUUUUAUUAUUUAAAUGGUUUAUUUGGUGUUUUGCUUUCUUUGCAGUCUUUCACUACCUUGAAAACGGUUCAUCUAAACUUAUUUUAUCCUGUAAUCUCAAAUCUUUUAAUGCAUUAUUUUAUAAAUGUAUUAUAUCAAUUUAUAUGAACCUCGUAGGAUUAGUUUUUGCACAUAGAAAACCUUGGGAAUCCUUACGGUUAUAAAAAAAUUAUAUUUAAUUUUCACAAAGUCGGAUCAUAGACAGAUUGUUACAUGUUUUAUUUACCCUAUUCCGAGUGAGAUUGGAUCAUUGACCGGACCGGCUCAACAUUUAUUUAGAUUGCUAAUUUUUUAAGCUUUUAAUACUUAUAUUUAUCUAAAAGUAAAAAAUAUAUAAAAUUUGUAAUGAAAACAAAUUAUGUACAUGCAGUAAAAUAUUUUAGGACUUUUUUCAAUCAAAAUUGGUGAAUAUUUGAAAUUUUUAUAAAUAAAUAUAUGCUAGGCCCCUUUAACUACGUGGACAUUGGUUUGGACCCGGACGGUCACUGUUUAUCCCUAUGUUAGCCGGCCCUGAUCAUUGGAUCUUUGAAUACAUAAUUUAGCUAGAGAGACGAAGUGACUUUAGGUUAACAUUGAACCGAAGGAUGUUAUAAUCUGCUGCACGAUCUGUUUAUAUGUAAAGCUAUAUCUCGGUGGGGGAGGGCAUCAGUGGCUGCUACAAAGUGGAGGAAGAGAAAGUAACGGUUCAGGAAACAGGUUAUGUAGACUGUAUCCAGAACCAAGAUGUAACUUUGAACAAUGGCUAAUUCUCUAAAGUAAUGAUCAUAAAAUUAAGAGGUUAGAUUCAUGGAGUCAUACAACAAACUGGUCCUUAAAGCGAAUACGAAGCAAUGAAGUAAGAAAGGCUAAACCCGUGGAAGAAAUGUUCACAAAGGAUUCUACUUUCUGCCUCAUUAAGUCCUCC